This is a messenger RNA of Panicum virgatum (switchgrass), 1803 nucleotides long. RefSeq lists its product as uncharacterized. The transcript has a single exon. Bases 1114 to 1575 code for a protein of 153 amino acids. NCBI's taxonomy places the organism in Eukaryota, Viridiplantae, Streptophyta, Magnoliopsida, Poales, Poaceae. The record is from RefSeq and is a predicted model, not a curated record.
UGCAGACGGUCGACAAGAAGAGCACUGAACCACUAUUCUGGAAUUCGGGAUGAUUACCGCUGGUUCUCCCAGAAUCAGUUGUUUCAGUGGUCUUCGGUUACUAGUUGGGGUUAUGCGCUGUCGCGGACCCACAUCUCCUGACGUGCUUCUCGUCAUGCUUUUGAACUGGACGGUACCACUGGACGUUCUGGUCUCCACUCUUGACAGUAGUGUCUGUCUGAAAGCCUGGAUUAGCAGACUCGACUAGUGGUGUUUGCGACGUGAGCGCAUGGUCGUCGGUUCCGCCAUCUAAGGUGAAUUUGGAUGCAUUUUGUGUCAUCCUGCGACCCACACACAAGACUAUUGAAUAAUCCACCUCUGUUCUCUGCGGGGAAGUCUAUCACACAGCUGAAUGAUGAUUGUUCACGAUAACCUCCGCGGGCGAAGCUAUUCUAUGCUGCUACAAGUGAAUUAGCAAAGAAGCUCUUAUUUGUGAUGAUUGUUCACGAUGAUGAGGAGCUGAAUGAUGAUUGUUCACGAUAACCUCCGCGGGCGAAGCUAUUCUAUGCUGCUACAAGUGAAUUAGCAAAGAAGCUCUUAUUUGUGAUCAACCUGUCGCCGCUGUAUGAGUUGCAACACAGCCACACAGGCAGUAGUGGAAGAAGCACCACCGAAUCGACUUGGACCUCCUCUGCCGGCCCCACGCAAGGCGGGCAGCAUCGCUUGGCUUCCACGCGGGGAGUUUUCUUUACCGCGUUUUGCGACUUUGUAAGCAACGAUAGCGAUAGCGACAGCGACAAGACAACGCGGGCCCUUGAAAAGCACGGACACCAACACGAAGGUGAUGACUCGUGGAACGGGGAAAUUUCGCGGAAGCUUCGUUUUCGUUUUAUUAGGUCCACCACGCAGCAUCGCUGUGAUCGCCUGCAAGCUUCGCGGAAGCUGCAUGCAGAGAGCUCGGAACUCGGCAGCUCCGGCUGCGUGCUGCAGCUUAUAAGAAAGCUGGCUAUAAACCAGCGAGGUCCAGAAGCAGGACAAGCCCGCUGCAUUGCUUCAGGCGCAGCUCCAGUUUUAGUUUUUCCAGUGAAAGCCAGCAACGCCGGCUUAAGUCUACCUUCCCGUUCCAAGAUCGCGAUGGCCGGUGCAACCCAAGCUGGAUUUCCCAGGCUGCUCGAGGACGCCGAGGAUCGCGAGGCGAACCGCCGCAAUGGCCUCCAGGUGGACAAUGCGGGAGGAGGGAUCAGCUUCCCCUGGCUGACGCUCCUGGGGUUCCUGUUCCUCACCUUCAACUCGGGUAUGGCCAUCUAUCGAUCCCUGGGCGACGCGACGGCGAUCCUCUUCGUCUGCUUCUCCUAUGGCGAUCUUGUGCUGCUCUUCGCCUGCCUCAGGACGUACGAGCGUGCACCUGCCGGCUCAUCGACCAGAUGGUGGCUCAAAAUAGCUAUCUGGGUUUUGACGACGAUGCUGACCAUGGCCUUCUCGUACAAAGUUGCGGCCGUAAUGCCACCGCCGGUUGCCGUGGGGGUCUGGCUGAUGGCCUUUGCCACUGUUGCUGGAGGCUUCGUCGCCUUCUUCUUGUACAAUGAAAAGAACUGACUAAGGUACGUCUGUACGUCCGAGCCCGACGAUUCAGCUGUCUUGUUGCCGUCCUCCGUUCCUUCCAUGCAUCAGUGUGCUGCAGCGUGUUCCAUGUAUGAUCGAUCAGUGGUCUCUGUUUUUCUGCCUCACACGUGAUGAGGCUGCUACCACAAACAAAAUUCGUGUCACCAGCCGUGUACUGAUGGUCAAAAGUUGAAUAUCAAUUCAGUUUGUUUCUUCUGGCUC